AUGCAGUCGGCUCGUCCUGGCUCUUGCCCUCAUCCUGGUUCUGGAAUCCUCAGUUCAAGAAAGACAAGAAUCCAGGACUUGAAUCGUAUCUUCCCACUUUCUGAGGACUAUUCUGGAUCAGGUUCCGGCUCCGGCUCUGGAUCAGGAUCUGGGAGUGGCUUCGUAACUGAAAUGGAACAAGAUUACCAACCAGUAGAUGAAAGUGAUGCUUUCCAUGACAACCUUAGGUCUCUUGACAGGAAUCUGCCCUCAGACAGCCAGGACUUGGGUCAACAUGGAUUAGAAGAGGAUUUUAUGAUAUAAAAGAGAAUUUUCCCACCUUGACACCAGGCAAUGUAUUUAGCAUAUUUUGCGUACCAUGGUUAGAUGAUCAACCUUGGGACAAAGGAUUUUAUAGACAUUUUUAAACAUCUGAAAAAGAAGCUUAAGUUUUAUCAUCCUUUUUUUUCUCAUGAAUUCUUAAAGGAUUAUGCUUUAAUGCUGUUAUCUAUCUUAUUGUUCUUGAAAAUACCUGCAUUUUUUGGUAUCAUAUUCAGCCAACAUCAUUAUGAAAUUAAUUAGAUUCCCAUGGCCAUAAAAUGGCUUUAAAGAAUAUAUUUUUUUUAAAAAAUGGUUUGAGAAGCAAAUUGGCAGGUAAUAUUUCGUACCUAAAUUAAGAAUCUGACUUGGAUUGUGAAUUACAGAUAUGCCCCUUUUCUUAUAAAAACAAAACAAAAAAAUAGUGAAGCACAGUGAAUUUGUAGAGUGGGGGUAUUUGACAUAUUUUACAGUGUGGAGUGUACUAUAUACUAUUACCUUUGAAUGUGUUUGCAGAGCUAGUGGACAUGUUUAUCUACAAGUACAAUUGCUGUUACAUAACACCCCAAAUAACUCCCAAAUUAAAGCACAGUUGUGCUCUCAAUACCUCAUACUGCUUUACCUUUUUUUCCUGGAUAUCUGCGUAUUUUCAAAUGUUACUAUAUAUUAAAGCAGAAAUAUAACCAAA
Messenger RNA from Macaca mulatta (Rhesus monkey), 985 nucleotides. RefSeq names its product serglycin (gene SRGN). Gene Ontology annotation, biological process: negative regulation of bone mineralization; secretory granule organization. NCBI's taxonomy places the organism in Eukaryota, Metazoa, Chordata, Mammalia, Primates, Cercopithecidae. Gene Ontology annotation, cellular component: secretory granule. The record is from RefSeq and is a predicted model, not a curated record.